AUGGGGAAAUUCGUUUCUUCUGGGGAAACUGCUGGCUGUGAUCGGAUAUCGGCGAUUCUGGACGAUGAAGGAAGUGGUUUAUUAGCGCUGACAUUAGCGCUGAAUGGAGAAGCACGAAUCGGUGGAUUUUGUGAAUUUGGUGACUUAAACUUAACAGAAAUAUUUAAACAUCCUGAGGAUCCUGACAAGAUGACAAUGUUAACAACUCUCUUUUUUUUACCCCUAAUCGCUUUAGUUAAUGCUGGACCCGUGCCAAUGAUUGUAGGCGGAAUAGUGGCAAAGCCAGGUGAAAUUCCUUAUCAGGUCUCCCUCCAAAUAGCAAAAAUUAGGUACCAUUUUUGUGGUGGAUCCAUCCUCAACGAAGACUACGUUAUAACAGCUGCUCACUGCGUUAAAGAUAUACCACUACAAAUGGUGACUGUCGUUGCUGGCACGGUUGAUGUACGAAUGCCAAUUUCGAAACAUCCCAUUGAGAAGAUUCACGUUCAUGAAAGAUACAACAGCACGGAUGCGUGGGUUAACGACAUCGCCUUAGUCAAGGUCCAAAAUCGUUUUGUACAAUCCUUUCUAAUGUCUUUUGUCCCUAUGCCGACUGCUGGGGAAGUCGUCAUAGCUAACGACUCAGCCAUAGUAUCUGGUUUUGGAACCCUCACGUACGAAGGUGAAAAGACAAAUCUUCUGCACUGGGUGAAUAUCGAAGUUGCAGACCAAGCUUAUUGCAAUAGAAUGUAUAAAAACGUCAUCCAUGACAGCCAGCUCUGUGCAUACGAUCCUGUCGUUAUCAAGGGGCAUUGCAAUGGUGACUCUGGCGGCCCUUUAAUGGUAAAUGGAAAACUCCAUGGUAUCGUGUCUUGGUCGAUGGAUUGUGCUAAUAUCGUAUAUCCAUCCGUAUACACGCGAGUUAGCUCAUACCUUAACUGGAUUAAAGAACAUGCAAUAUAA
This is a messenger RNA of Eufriesea mexicana, 942 nucleotides long. Its product is annotated as chymotrypsin-2. Bases 1 to 942 code for a protein of 313 amino acids. NCBI's taxonomy places the organism in Eukaryota, Metazoa, Arthropoda, Insecta, Hymenoptera, Apidae. Gene Ontology annotation, molecular function: serine-type endopeptidase activity. The transcript has 8 exons. The record is from RefSeq and is a predicted model, not a curated record. Gene Ontology annotation, biological process: proteolysis.